AUGAGUUGGAAGACGCUGCUUCUUCUGCUGCUGUGUUACGAUGCUCAGACCACUGUGCCCCAGCGGUGGAGCCGCGCCCUGCUCUUCCCCGUGGCACACCGGCCAAAGAGAUCCUCAUCAAUGCCCUUGAACCCAAUCCUGCAGACCUCCUUGGAGGAAGUAGAGCUGCUUUUUGAGUUCCUGCUGGCUGAGCUUGAGAUCAGCCCGGACCUGAAGGUCUCCAUCAAGGAUGAGGAGCUCGCCUCCCUGCGCAAAGCUUCCGCCUUCUACACCAUCUGCAACCAGGUGAUCCCCAAGCGUAUCCCCGACAUUCGCCGGCUGAGCGCCAGCCUCUCCCACCGCCCAGGCAUCCUCAAGAAAGAAGACUUUGAGAGGACGGCGCUGACGCUGGCCUAUGCAGCCUACCGCACAGCCCUGUCCCAGGGCCACCAGAAGGACGUCUGGGCUCAGUCCCUCCUGAGCCUCUUCCAGGCCCUGAGGCAUGACCUGAUGCAGUCCAUGGGCCCCACAGAUAGGCAGGCGCCUGGACAGCAGAUCAGGGACCCGCACAUGCUGUAA
Condylura cristata (star-nosed mole) is the source of this 558-nucleotide messenger RNA. It is a transcript of the gene FAM180A, whose product is annotated as family with sequence similarity 180, member A. Bases 1 to 558 code for a protein of 185 amino acids. Lineage: Eukaryota; Metazoa; Chordata; Mammalia; Eulipotyphla; Talpidae. The record is from RefSeq and is a predicted model, not a curated record. The transcript has 3 exons.